AUGAGAUAUAAUGACAAAGCUGUCAUUGGGUUUCUGGUCUUCCUCAUCAUCCUCACGUCUGUGGCUCUACUUUUUGUCAUCUACAAGAUCUACAUUUUGAAACGCAGAAACUCCCAAGCAGAGGUCCUGCUGGAAACCUACAAGAGGAAGCUCGCUGAUGAGGGGAGACUUUUCCUGGCUGAGUUUCAGAGCAUCCCAAGAAUUUUCUCACGAUACACGGUGAAAGAGGCCAAGAAGUCCUGCAAUUCUGUCAAGAACCGCUACGUGGACAUUCUGCCCUAUGAUUAUAACCGCGUCCAGCUAACCACAGGAAACGGAGAGCCAGGAUGCGACUACAUCAACGCCAGCUUCGUUGACGGAUUCAAAGAGUCCAAAAAGUACAUCGCAGCUCAAGGACCAAAGGAAGAAACUAUAAAUGACUUCUGGAGGAUGAUCUGGGAACAGCAGUCCUCAAUUAUCGUCAUGGUAACACGAUGUGAGGAGGGAAACAGGGUCAAGUGUGCUCAGUACUGGCCGUCUCCUGACCGAGAGACUCAGGACAGUGACCCCGACGAAGACGAUGAGGAGGAAGAUUCUUCAGAUGAAGAGGAUGAAGACUCCACUCAAUACAUCAACGCCUCGCACAUCACGGGAUACUGGGGCUGCCGAGCCUUCAUAGUGGCGCAGACCCCACUGGCGGACACCACGGGGGACUUCUGGUCGAUGAUUCACCAGAAGAAAGUUUAUACUGUCAUCAUGCUUUCAGACAGCAGUGAAGGAGACGCGGACGGUAUUUACUGGGACAAAGAGAAGAAGAGCUUUGGGGAGAUUGAGGUGGAAGUGACGAGCACAGACAACUCGCCGAGUUUCAUCAGACGCACCAUGCAGAUCCGCCACGUCAAGAGGAAAGAGAGACGGGAGAUAAACCAUUUCCAGUUCCUGAAGUGGACGAGCAAAGAGGUGCCGGAGAAACCUCAAGACCUCACAGACAUGAUCAAGGACAUCAAGCAAAACUGCGGCACCAGCAGAUGCCAGAGGAACAACCCCAUAGUGGUCCACUGCGAGGAGCAAUACCAGUUUAUAUACGACGCCGUGGAGGCCGCGUUCCCCGUUCAAAACGGGGAAGUGAAACCGGUGCAGGCCUCUGCAGCCGACUCGGUGCAGAUCGUCAACGAGACGAAAGCGGCCGAGCAGAAAGACGAAGGCAAGGCUGAGGAGCCAGCCAGCACUACCAGCAAUGAGCAGCAGGCGGCAGCAGAGAGCACUCCUCUGGUGCCGGACGGAGACAAAGAAGAGAAGAAAGAGGAGGCGGAGAAAGAGGCCCCACCCACGGAGACCACGCCGCUGGACGACACCAGCGACGGUCCCGCUGUCACGGUGGAGGUGUGAGCGUGACGUGACUGUGUCCACUGAUGGGAAGAAGCGCUUCAGUUUUAUGCUUUUUUAAAUUACCUUAUGAAUGUAUAAACAUUGUAAAGCUUUUAGAUUUGUGGAAGAAUUUGACCAAAUAUCUCAUGUCAGUUUCCAAAAUGUUUGAUUUAAAUUAAGUUAUAAAUGUUUCUGGAUGCAAAUGUAAUUUCUCUCUUUUCACAAAGUUUACCAGCACAGCUGUCAUCAAACUGGAGCCUUUACUGGGUAUUUAAAGGCGUCUAACAACUAAAUCUGAAAUAUACAGCAGACGAGUUGUUUUGUCCUCUACGCUGUUAUUUAGUUCAUCUUCUGUUUUCCUCAUUUAUACAUAGUAACAAGCAUUUUUUUGAACAUUUAGUUAAAGUCAGUGUUUUAUGGCACAUUGCGUUUUUUGUUACAGUUGUAUUUAUGCGUUGUAUUUGCUCACUGUCAUCGGCUUUGUUAAGCAUAUCUUUAAAAGAUAAGUAUGUUUCUCACUCAGCUUCUUACUACAGGAACACUGAAAGGUUUGAAGUAUUUGUUUGUAUAUUUCUCCCACUAAUGAAGUUGGAGCAACAUUUGAAUCAACAUUUUUUGGUUGUGCUGGUUUGAGUUUCUUUGAGUCACACCAGUAACGUACUCGUGGAGCAGACUAGGUCAACAGUUUCCUUUUUCGUUUGCAAUAAAUUUACCUGAUGACAUUUUA
This is a messenger RNA of Neolamprologus brichardi, 2074 nucleotides long. Lineage: Eukaryota; Metazoa; Chordata; Actinopteri; Cichliformes; Cichlidae. The record is from RefSeq and is a predicted model, not a curated record.